AUGAAGCUCACUACUCUUCAGGCCGUCCUCGGCUCGGCCUUGGUGUUGCUGUCCGCUCAGCCGGCUACCGCUCACGAGUCUUCCCACCGCCAUCUUCACAAGGCAAGGCCUGCGCGUGGCCCUGUUGAGGAGAUUCAGCAACUCGCUGAGAGGGAGGUAAUCAAGAGGACUGCUGACGGCAAGGCUAUUUGCAGCCUCCCCAGUGAUGGCGACUUGGUUAGGGUUCCCGGUGCCUCUAACAAUGGCUUCGCGAUGAGCCCCGAUCAAGUCUGUACUGAGGGUUCUUACUGUCCUAUUGCUUGCAAACCUGGCAAGGUUAUGGCGCAAUGGGACCCGGAUUCGUCCUACGGUACCACUUCUCGCAUGAAUGGUGGCCUCUACUGUGGCUCUGAUGGCAAGGCCACCAAGCCAAUUAAGGGCUCCCCCUACUGCGUUGACGGCGCCGGCACCCUUGAGGUCUUUAAUAAGUGCGGCAAGACUCUGUCGUUCUGCCAGACCGUUCUUCCUGGCAAUGAGGCGAUGCUCAUUCCGAGCGUCAUUGACAGGUCUAUUACCCUCGCUGUUCCCGACCCCAGCUACUGGUGUGGCACGGCUGCUCACUAUUAUGUCAACCCACCCGGUGUCACAGAUGAGGGCUGCAUCUGGGGUGAUCUGUCUAAACCAGUUGGUAACUGGGCUGCCUACGUCGCCGGAGCAAACCAGAUUCAAGACGGCAGUACCUACGUCACCAUCGGCUGGAACCCCAUCUGGUUAGGUGUUGCCACGCUGACGAACACGAAGCCUACGUACGGCCUCAAGAUCGAGUGCCCUGAUAAAGGCUGCAAAAAUGACCCUUGCACCAUUGACCCCUCUUCCACUGCCAUUAACGAAGUCAAAGCCGACAAAGUGGGUACCGGAGCUGGCGACGCCAAGUUCUGCGUUGUCACUGUCGACAAGGGCAAGAAGGCUCGCAUCACCGUCUUCCCUCUCGACGGCUCCGGCGGCGACGACUCCGGCGAGAAGAAGGACGAUAGCAAAAAGGAUGAGAAGAAGGAAGACAAGGUGGAAAUCAAGGUUGCCAAGUCUACGCCUUCGCCAACCCCCACUCCUACGCCUACGCCUACGCCUACGCCUACCCCGACGCCGUCCUCCUCCGCGGCCCCGGACUCGACCAGCUCCAAGGCAAAAUCGUCCAGCUCAUCUGCCUCAUCCUCUACUCCGACUCCCACUGUUAUCCCGGGUAUGUUCCACGAGAACGACACGACCACGACGGCAUCCGAGGAUUCCAAGAUUACCACCCUCGAGCCCACUGCUGCCUCCACAACCGAAGAAGCCGCCCCCGCGACAACUUCCAAAGAGAAUGAGGGUGUCAGGCAAGGUGGUGGCGCCAUUGCCGGCCUUAUCAUUGCGUUUGUCGCCGCCACCUUCUUGUACUGA
Molecule: messenger RNA, 1416 nt
Organism: Colletotrichum karsti
Lineage: Eukaryota; Fungi; Ascomycota; Sordariomycetes; Glomerellales; Glomerellaceae
Exons: 3
Coding region: 1-1416 (471 amino acids)
Source: RefSeq, a predicted model, not a curated record